UUGCCUACUUGCCAAUCAGAACUACGUCAGCAAUUUAAAAGGGCGAGAUAUAUUGCAAAUGUAUGGAGAAAUGCACACCUCCGCGUUCCAAUGGAUCUGGAGCCUACAAAUUGCGGCUGGGUAGAGCAGGCAUCAAUGUAUGAAUUUAAAUGGUUUGAGGGCCCUCAAGUACCUUUAACAGUCAACGAUGUUAUACAACAAAAUGAAAACGAAGAAUCUGGAGCUCAAGAUGAUGAGUCAGAUAUUGAGUAUGCCAGUGAGGAAGACGAGCAUGAGCAGUCAGAUUGCGAAUGUUAA
Parnassius mnemosyne (clouded apollo) is the source of this 297-nucleotide messenger RNA. The record is from the annotation of a GenBank genome assembly. NCBI's taxonomy places the organism in Eukaryota, Metazoa, Arthropoda, Insecta, Lepidoptera, Papilionidae.